CCGCGCCCGCCAUGUCCCGCGGCUCCAGCGCCGGCUUUGACCGCCACAUCACCAUCUUCUCGCCCGAGGGUCGCCUCUACCAAGUCGUUUGUCUGGCCAGACUUACGAACAUUGUGCUUUGUAAGCUGAGAACUACAAUAGCUGUUAAAAACGGGUCUGGAACUACCUCAAACCAUGCAUGCCAGAUAAGCAAGAAUAUGCUUUUAAGGCCAUAAACCAGGGCGGACUUACAUCUGUAGCUGUUCGUGGGAAAGACUCUGCAGUAAUUGUAACACAGAAGAAAGUACCUGACAAGUUACUGGAUUCCAACACAGUGACUCACUUAUUCAGAAUUACAGAAAAUAUCGGCUGUGUGAUGACAGGAAUGACAGCUGACAGCAGAUCUCAGGUGCAGAGAGCCCGCUAUGAGGCUGCUAACUGGAAGUACAAGUAUGGUUAUGACAUCCCUGUGGAUAUGCUGUGUAAAAGGAUUGCAGAUAUUUCUCAGGUCUACACACAAAAUGCUGAAAUGAGGCCUCUUGGUUGCUGUAUGAUUUUGAUUGGAAUCGACGAAGAACAUGGCCCUCAGGUGUACAAGUGUGACCCAGCAGGUUACUAUUGUGGAUUCAAGGCCACAGCUGCAGGAGUUAAACAGACAGAGUCAACCAGUUUUCUUGAAAAGAAAGUAAAGAAGAAAUUUGAUUGGACAUAUGAACAAACAGUAGAGACAGCAAUAACAUGCCUGUCUACUGUACUAUCCAUUGAUUUCAAACCUUCAGAAAUAGAAGUUGGUGUAGUUACAGUGGAAAAUCCUAAAUUCAGGAUCCUUACAGAAGCAGAGAUUGAUGUGCACCUUGUAGCUCUGGCAGAGAGAGACUAAUUAGUGUUCCCUUUUGCAUUGUCUGUGCUUCUGGCCAGGAUAUUUGGUGAAAACACUUAUUAAUGGCUUUAGAUUAUGGGUGGAAAACCAUGUUCACUAUAUGAUGUAUUUUACUCUGUACAAAUAAAACAGAGGUUUUUGAAAUA
This is a messenger RNA of Apus apus (common swift), 1005 nucleotides long. RefSeq names its product proteasome 20S subunit alpha 6 (gene PSMA6). Gene Ontology annotation, cellular component: nucleus; proteasome core complex; cytosol. The record is from RefSeq and is a predicted model, not a curated record. Bases 179 to 859 code for a protein of 226 amino acids. The transcript has 8 exons. NCBI's taxonomy places the organism in Eukaryota, Metazoa, Chordata, Aves, Apodiformes, Apodidae. Gene Ontology annotation, biological process: ubiquitin-dependent protein catabolic process.